AUUACGCAUCAGCUAUUAGAUAUUUUAUCUUUAACAAAGCUUGGGUUAAGUAAAUUUUUUUCUCUGACAGUCUUAAAUUGAGGAACAAAUUUAGAUGUGAGUGUCACUUAUUUUUUUCUGGACUUUAAGCUCAGCCUGUGGAGGUUAAAUUCACUGCGAGUCCUUCAAAGGGUGUCAAUUAUUUAUUGAUUGUAAUAUACAUUUAUAUAAUUAUAAACCAUUUUUUGCGAAAUCCUAAUAAGGCUUCGUUACGUAAUAAUUUUUGUAUUUUUUUUAAAUACAUAUUAAGUAAAAUUAUAAAAUACCUGGACAAAAGCUCUGCAGCAAUAUUAAAAAUUUCCUUUUGGUUCACAACCAGUUGAGUAACCAUUCCAUUCAAGAUGUGCAGCACAGCAGUGAGACCAGCAAGGCUUAUAGGAAAAAUCGGAUCACUUGUGAUGGUAACCGGAGGCGGAUUCGGUGCAUUUUCUGCCAUCAGCAUUUACAACGAGGAUGAGAAAUUUUAUGACAAUAUUUUCAUGCCGCUUGUGCAGAGACUAGACCCUGAAACUUCUCACAAUUUCGCCAUCUUUGCGUGCAAAUACAAGUUAUUUCCCAAGAGUAAAUUCCAGGACCCAGAAUCCUUGAAGACAAAGAUUUUGAACCUGUCAUUUGAAAACCCCGUCGGGAUCGCUGCAGGGUUUGACAAGCAGGCAGAAGCCGCACAGUCCCUGAGAAACAUUGGCUUUGGUUUUGUGGAGAUUGGGUCAGUCACUCCACUGCCUCAAAGUGGACAAAAGAAACCGCGACUUUUCAGACUUUCAGAAAAUGAAGCACUGAUCAAUAGAAUGGGUUUCAACAGCGAUGGCCAUGAAGUGGUUCUCCAACGGCUUGUGUCUCUAAGAGAGUCAGAAAAUGGGAAAAAUUUGACUCUUGGUGUGAAUCUUGGAAAAAAUAAAACAUCUGAGGAUGCAGUGGCAGACUAUUGCAAAGGAAUCGAGUUGUUCAGUGACGUUGCUGACUAUCUCGUUGUGAACAUAUCAAGCCCGAAUACAGCCGGACUGCGAGAUCUGCAAGAAGAGAAGCAGCUGAAAAACUUGCUCUCCACACUUGUCAAGGUUCGUAAUAAUCUGCCCCCUGAAAGAAGGAAACCGCUCUUUGUAAAAAUUUCUCCAGAUCUUUCAGUAGAGCAAAGAAAGCAAAUUGCCGACGUUGUGCUAGAUAAAUUGUGCAAAGUGGACGGUCUAAUUUGCUCCAACACCACCACAGCCCGACCUUCAGAGCUCAAAGGGCCACACACACAGGAAGCUGGAGGAUUAAGCGGCAGACCUCUGAAGAAUCCCUCUAAUGAGCUGAUAUCUGAUAUGUACAAACUCACUCAAGGCGCAAUACCAAUUAUUGGCGUAGGAGGUGUGAGCAGUGGUCUUGAUGCGUACAACAAAAUACUCUCUGGUGCUAGCUUGGUACAAAUCUACACCACGUUUGCUUUCCAUGGGCCUCCUAGAGUGACCAGGAUAAAGAGGGAACUUGAUGAGCAUCUCAGGAUGAAUGGAUGGAAUAGCGUUUCUGAUGCAGUCGGAAAGGGAGUUUCUAAAUAAUUUUGCCAAACACCGUCACGUAGCAUAUCUUUGUUUGAAAUAAAAUGGAUUUUCCACUAGUAAA
Molecule: messenger RNA, 1641 nt
Organism: Cloeon dipterum
Lineage: Eukaryota; Metazoa; Arthropoda; Insecta; Ephemeroptera; Baetidae
Gene: Dhod
Product: dihydroorotate dehydrogenase 2
Exons: 9
Coding region: 381-1577 (398 amino acids)
Biological process (GO): pyrimidine ribonucleotide biosynthetic process; 'de novo' pyrimidine nucleobase biosynthetic process
Cellular component (GO): mitochondrial inner membrane; cytoplasm
Molecular function (GO): dihydroorotate dehydrogenase activity
Source: RefSeq, a predicted model, not a curated record